This is a messenger RNA of Emericellopsis cladophorae, 837 nucleotides long. RefSeq lists its product as uncharacterized. The record is from RefSeq and is a predicted model, not a curated record. Lineage: Eukaryota; Fungi; Ascomycota; Sordariomycetes; Hypocreales; Bionectriaceae. The transcript has a single exon. Bases 1 to 837 code for a protein of 278 amino acids.
AUGCCAAAAGUCUACGAGUACACGGAGCAUAUCCACCGUGGCGGAUCCCCGCCUGGUCAUCGCGACCGAGACGAUUCUCCCCGUCGCUCUGGGGACCGCCGCGAUCCCUUUGUGCGCGAGACGAUGACUCUCGAACCUCCUCCUAGUUACGCCUCCCGGGGCCGCUCCCAACCGCCGCCUGACACUCGAGAGAUGGUGCCUCGAGGUCGCAACCCGUCGCGGGGCGCCUACUACGACGAUGACGACGACGAUUACUACGCGCGCGGAUACUCCCCUUCCAACAGGAGUCGCAGUCACCGCAGGCGGAGUCGGUCCAGGGGCGAGAGUCCCAUGGAGCGCGCAAAAUCGGUCAUGGAAGACAACUUCACCAAUUCCACCGCAGGCAUCAGCGCCUCGCUCAUCGGCGCUAUAGCAGGAGGGUACGCUGCUCGUCAGGUCUCGGAGCAUGUGUCUGAUAAUCGCCGCACAAAGGGAGCUGGUCGGCGGCGCCGCAGUGACACGGACAAGGAGGAGCGCGUCCGUCUUGCGUCUACCCUCAUUGGCGCUGCCAUCGGCGGCCUAGGAGCCAACGCCCUGACGAAUCGCUUCGAGGACUCCAAAGACCGCGACAGGCUCAAGCAGCAGGCGUGGGAAAGAACCUAUGGUCGUGAAGAUGGCCUUCCGCAUUAUGACAGUGGCCGGCACGCCGACCUUGACCACCGCAACGGGCGCGGCGUUCUUCGAGGGCGCAGUGACGACGAAGAUGACGAUUACGACUUUGUUUACGACCGCCGCUCUGAUGAUGGGCUACGCCGACCACGCCGACACGACAGCGAUGAUAGCUACCGGUACCGAUGA